Messenger RNA from Apodemus sylvaticus (European woodmouse), 3991 nucleotides. It is a transcript of the gene Rbm19, whose product is annotated as RNA binding motif protein 19. The transcript has 24 exons. The record is from RefSeq and is a predicted model, not a curated record. Lineage: Eukaryota; Metazoa; Chordata; Mammalia; Rodentia; Muridae. The coding region runs from base 112 to 2946 and encodes 944 amino acids. Gene Ontology annotation, molecular function: RNA binding.
UAGGCCACGUGACUCGCUAAAGAUGGCGGCGCCCAGUGUGGCGGCGUGAAAGUUGUGGGAAGUCGCAGUCGCGGGGAUCGUUGAGUCCGAAGCGAGGGUAACCUGAGAGCCAUGUCGCGUCUGAUCGUGAAGAACCUCCCGAAUGGGAUGAAGGAGGAGCGAUUCCGGCAGCUGUUUGCCGCCUUUGGCACACUGACUGAUUGCAGCCUCAAGUUCACCAAGGACGGCAAGUUCCGGAAGUUCGGCUUCAUUGGUUUCAAGUCGGAGGAGGAGGCCCAGGCAGCACUGACCCAUUUCCACCGGAGCUUCAUUGACACGUCCCGCAUCACGGUAGAAUUCUGCAAGUCCUUUGGAGACCCAUCGAAGCCCCGAGCCUGGAGCAAGCAUGCCCAGAAGCCAAGCCAGCCCAAGCAGCCAUCACAAGACUCCAUUCCUUCAGACGCUAAACAAGACAAGAAGAAAAAGGUGUCCAGUAACCUGGAUAAGCUGAAGGAAGAUGCCGAGUUCCAGGAGUUCCUGUCAGUUCAUCAGAAGAGGACCCAGGUGGGCACCUGGGCAAAUGACACUUUGGAGGCCGAGCUCCCGAAAGCGAAAACCAAGCCAUCGAGUGACUAUCUGAACUUCGACUCUGACUCCAACUCCGACUCAGGGCAGGAGAGUGAGGAGGAGCCGGCCGGAGAGGACCCUGAAGAGGACCAAAGUCUGCAGCCAAAGGCGGCUGUGCAGAAGGACCUGUCAGACAUGGACUACUUGAAAUCCAAGAUGGUGCGGGCCGAGGUGUCCUCUGAGGAUGAGGACGAAGGGGACAGUGAAGACGAGGCUGUGAACUGUGAAGAAGGAAGUGAGGCUGAGGACGAGGAGGGCUCCCCUGCCUCCCCUGCCCAGCGAGGGGGUGUGAGCCUAAGGCCCCAGGAAGCUGCUGGCAAGGUAGAGAAGCCAGCCAGCCAGAAGGAACCCACUACCCCCUACACCGUGAAGCUCCGGGGAGCCCCCUUCAAUGUCACCGAGAAAAACGUCAUGGAAUUCCUAGCUCCUCUGAAGCCAAUGGCCAUCCGAAUAGUGAGAAAUGCUCACGGGAACAAGACAGGGUAUGUCUUCGUGGACCUCAGCAGUGAAGAAGAAGUGAAGAAAGCUCUGAAGUGCAACCGUGAAUACAUGGGUGGACGGUAUAUUGAGGUAUUCAGGGAAAAGCAGGCCCUCACUGCCCGUGCUCCCACAAAGAGCACCACACCCUGGCAAGGCCGAACGCUUGGGGAGAACGAGGAGGAGGAAGACCUGGCCGACUCUGGGAGGCUCUUCGUGCGGAACCUGUCCUACACCAGCUCUGAGGAGGAUCUGGAGAAGCUGUUCUCUGCCUACGGUCCCCUGUCAGAACUGCACUACCCCAUUGACAGCCUGACCAAGAAGCCGAAGGGCUUUGCCUUCGUCACCUUCAUGUUCCCCGAGCACGCCGUGAAGGCCUAUGCUGAGGUAGACGGGCAGGUGUUCCAGGGCAGGAUGCUCCACGUCCUCCCUUCCACCAUCAAGAAAGAAGCCAGCCAGGAUGCCAAUGCCCCGGGAUCCUCUUACAAGAAGAAGAAGGAAGCCAUGGACAAAGCCACCAGCUCCAGCUCUCACAACUGGAACACGCUGUUUAUGGGGCCAAAUGCCGUGGCUGACGCCAUUGCCCAGAAGUACAACGCCAGCAAGAGCCAAGUGUUUGACCACGAGACCAAGGGCAGCGUGGCUGUGCGUGUGGCUCUGGGGGAGACCCAGCUGGUCCAGGAGGUUCGGAGCUUCCUUAUCGACAAUGGCGUCUGCCUGGACUCUUUCAGCCAGGCUGCAGCAGAGCGCAGUAAGACUGUGAUCCUGGCUAAGAACCUCCCGGCAGGCACCACAGCGGCAGAGCUACAGGAGAUCUUCAGCCGCUUUGGCAGCUUGGGCCGCGUGCUCCUGCCUGAAGGGGGCAUCACCGCCAUUGUGGAGUUCCUGGAGCCGCUGGAGGCCCGCAAGGCCUUCAGGCACCUGGCCUAUUCCAAGUUCCACCAUGUCCCCCUGUAUCUGGAGUGGGCUCCAAUUGGCGUCUUUGGUGCAGCCCCCCAGAAGAAAGAUUCCCAGCCUGAGCAGCCUGCAGAGAAAGCCGAGGCAGAGCAGGAUACUGAAGGUGAAAAGGCUUCAGUGGAAGGAGCAGAAGCCUCCGCAGGGAAAAUGGAAGAGGAGGAGGAAGAGGAGGAAGAGGAGGAGGAGGAGGAGGAAGAGAGCAUCCCAGGGUGCACGUUGUUCAUUAAGAACCUUAACUUCAGCACCACAGAGGAGACCCUGAAGGAAGUGUUUUCCAAAGCAGGAGCUAUAAAGGGCUGCACCAUCUCCAAGAAGAAGAAUAAAGCAGGAAUGCUACUCUCAAUGGGGUUUGGGUUCGUUGAAUACAAGAAGCCAGAACAGGCCCAGAAAGCCCUCAAGCAGCUCCAGGGUCACGUUGUGGACGGCCACAAGCUGGAAGUGCGGAUCUCUGAACGGGCCACCAAGCCUGCCGUGACAUCCACUCGGAAGAAGCAGGUUCCCAAGAAGCAGACGACCUCCAAGAUCCUGGUGCGGAACAUCCCCUUCCAGGCCAACCAGAGGGAGAUCCGGGAGCUUUUCAGCACCUUCGGGGAACUGAAGACAGUGCGCCUGCCAAAGAAGAUGACAGGGACCGGCGCUCACCGGGGUUUCGGCUUUGUGGACUUCGUCACCAAGCAGGAUGCGAAGAAAGCCUUCAAUGCUCUGUGUCACAGCACGCACUUGUACGGCCGCAGGCUGGUUCUGGAAUGGGCAGACUCAGAGGUGACUGUGCAGGCCCUACGGAGGAAGACAGCCAGGCACUUCCAAGAGCCCCCGAAGAAAAAGCGGUCUGCAGUGUUGGACGGGAUCCUGGAGCAGCUGGAGGAUGCGGACGACAGUGACAGCGAGCACACUCUGCAGCUGUGAGCUGGCACUGCCAGGGUGUGUGGCUCCAGGGCCCCCGGGCCAGGCAGUGCGGUACAGGAGGUCUCCAUGGGUCAGGACCGAAGGAGACAAAAGCUCGCGGCAAGUACCGGACGCGAGAACAGCUUUUCUGCAGACUCCACACCAGUGGCGUGGUGUGCUGACCCCACACCUGCACUGGGUACCGCCUGUGAGACGGCUCCGUAAGGAGCUCAGGCCUGGCGUCCCCUGUGGCAUGGCUGGGACUCUGGGAUGGGUGACAGUGUGCACAGCCACUCUCAAGCUCAGCCCCGUCCACCAGCCUCCCGCCCACCCAGCCUCCUGCAGCCCCAUCUCGCCCCCUACAGGACUGCUGCCCAGUGGGCAGAGCUGGGGGCGCUACCUCAUCGCCCGGCCCCUUCCUAGUCCCGUGAUGCAUCAUUCUGAGCCCUGGGGCCAGGUUCACAGGCUGAACUGUGACAGCACCACUGAUGGCCCCCGCAGCUCAAGCCCUGGGAACCCCACCGAGGCCUCGCCCGCACCAGAGGCUUUGCAGGGUAGUCUCUGGCUGGGUGCCCUAGCACAGCCUCUCCAUGAACACGGACACAGCAUCAGCCAGAGGAGGCCAUGGCGCCAGGCAGGGGGCAGGGCCACAGACUUCAACCACUGUCCAGCCCCAGCACCCAGCACCGCCUCUCAAGCAAGACACUUAAGACUUAGACCAUUGUGAGUUGGAGGAGUGUCUGUGCAGUGCAGGUGAGGGCAUAGCAGCCUCAGCCAGCCACGCCCACUUCCCCCAUCCAGCCGGGAAGACCUGAGGAGACACUCCACUCCCCCGGGCUGACGAGGCACUGACAGGACUCUGCGCACCAGGCUUUCCGACUUAUGUGAGAGUCUCAGCCUAUGAAUUUUUUAUGGGGAUGAGGUCCUGCUGUCCAGAUUUGCCUGGACCCCACACCAGGGUACCGAAGCGGGGCCACGCCCUGUGGGUGGGGCAGGCACUUUGUUACAUUCCAGGGGUGCUAUGAACUAAGCAAUAAACGGCAGAGCCCAGAAUUGCCCCUCCGUC